This is a messenger RNA of Alligator sinensis (Chinese alligator), 5043 nucleotides long. RefSeq names its product Rho related BTB domain containing 1 (gene RHOBTB1). Gene Ontology annotation, cellular component: cytoplasm. The record is from RefSeq and is a predicted model, not a curated record. The transcript is spliced from 14 exons. Gene Ontology annotation, molecular function: GTPase activity; ubiquitin protein ligase binding; GTP binding. The coding region runs from base 816 to 2891 and encodes 691 amino acids. Lineage: Eukaryota; Metazoa; Chordata; Crocodylia; Alligatoridae. Gene Ontology annotation, biological process: small GTPase-mediated signal transduction; proteasome-mediated ubiquitin-dependent protein catabolic process; regulation of proteolysis.
CAGCAACUUGUGGCGCCCAGGCCCCGGUGGCCACGUGACGGCUGCGAGUGGACGGCCAGCCCGCCCGCCUGCCCAAAGGCCGGGGGCAGGGUAGAGCUUUGAGCGUGUUCGCCCGCUACAGCUGCACGGCUCCGCUCAGCCGAUUCUUCUUAAACGCUUGUCCGAGCGUGCUGGAUUGAAGUCCCAGGUCUUCACGUGGAUGCUGAGCUCGUGAAGCAUCGUCCCCACGCAUUCGAGGCAGAUCUUGCCUGGGUCAGGCUUUGAGAACAAAAAAAAAAUCUUGUCGGUGUGGCCCAGGAGCUUGGCGAGCUGGACUGUCCCGGGUGAGAGGAGGAAGCGGCAUUGGAGGAGUGUGAAGAACAGAACACACAUCACAGCUUGCUGGGUACUACUCAGGUGGCAGACUUCUCACUUUUACAAAGGAGGGGAAGAUCUAUGGCUCUUGAAAGUACAAUCAGGCUCACUACCAUGAUCAGCCUGUCUCUCAUUUGAAGCCCUAAUAGGAUUGCUUUUACCCCCUUUGGUUUUAAAUCUAUUUCUGUAAAAUGGAAAUAAUUGGGUAGUGUCUUAUAAGCAGGGGAACUACACUAAAGAAACAGAGGAGAGGCUGCAUAACACAAGUGGGUUUUUGAACAAGCAUUUUACAAUGGAUAUGAGCACUACUUUCUCUUCUGGUGAAGUUACAAAACUGCUCUGAAACAACUGAGGUACUGGAAGUAUUUCCACUGAUUACUGCAAGUUUGAAUCAGACUGUAAGAACAUAGAUGGGAACCUUUUCUUUCCUGUGGCAGUGAGAUGCUCUACGCUUUUGAUAAAUGGACACUGACAUGGACUACGAAAGACCCAACAUUGAAACCAUAAAAUGUGUGGUGGUUGGUGAUAAUGCAGUGGGAAAGACUCGCUUAAUUUGUGCAAGAGCAUGCAAUACAACCUUGACACAGUACCAGCUGUUGGCAACUCAUGUACCAACUGUCUGGGCAAUUGAUCAGUACCGCGUCUGCCAAGAGGUCCUUGAACGUUCACGGGAUGUUGUUGAUGAAGUAAGUGUUUCCCUCAGGCUCUGGGAUACAUUCGGUGACCACCACAAAGACAGACGUUUUGCUUAUGGAAGGUCUGAUGUAGUUGUUCUGUGUUUUUCAAUUGCUAAUCCUAAUUCUCUGAACCAUGUGAAAACAACGUGGUAUCAAGAAAUCAAGCACUUCUGUCCUCGCACACCUGUUAUACUGGUUGGCUGCCAGCUAGAUCUCCGUUAUGCUGAUCUUGAAGCUGUUAAUAGAGCCAGACGGCCUUUAGCAAGGCCUAUAAAAAGGGGAGACAUUUUACCACCAGAAAGAGGCAGAGAGGUUGCCAAGGAGCUUGGCAUCCCAUAUUAUGAAACCAGUGUAUUUGACCAGUUUGGAAUUAAGGAUGUUUUUGAUAAUGCGAUUAGAGCUGCACUGAUCUCCAGAAGACACCUGCAGUUCUGGAAAUCACAUUUGAAGAAGGUUAAAAAACCAUUACUUCAAGCUCCAUUCCUACCUCCCAAGGCACCUCCUCCAGUUAUCAAAAUCCCAGAGUGUCCUGUACCCAGUACGAAUGAAGCUGGAUAUUUAUUGGACAGUCCUUUGUGUGCAGAUGUCAUGUUUGUUCUCCAGGAGCAGAAUCACAUUUUUGCUCACAAGAUUUACCUAGCUACCUCCUCUUCAAAGUUUUAUGAUCUUUUUUUAAUGGAAUGUGAGGAAUCUCCGGGCUUAACUGAAAUGCAGUAUAAUAAGGAACACAUCAGUAGGGACUUCCUGUCUAGAAGAAAUGAUGACAGUGAUGAGGCAACCUUAAAAAUGUCUGAUGCCAAACUUCCAACACCAGAAAGUGAUGGCACUUUAAAGACGCUGGAAUUGAAAGCUGAAGACACUAGUUCUGCAACAAAAGCUUUGUCAUCAUGGGGUAAAGGGUUUGUUAGUAUGCAUAAAGAAAUUCAAGUCAACCCUAUCUCAAAUAGAAUGUGUCCUGUAACUGUGGUCAAAAUGGAUUCCUCUGUUCAGGCUGGGCCUUUUAAAACUGUUUUACAAUUUCUGUACACUGGGCAACUGAAUGAAAGUGAAAAAGAUCUAACAAAGCUAGCUCAGAUUGCUGAAAUCUUAGAAGUAUUUGAUUUACGGAUGAUGGUGGAAAAUAUUAUGAACAAAGAAGCCUUCAUGAAUCAAGAGAUUACUAAAGCAUUUCAUGUCAGGAAGGCUAAUCGAAUAAAAGAGUGCCUUUGCAAAGGGACAUUUUCUGAUGUGACUUUUAAGCUGGAUGAUGGAAGCAUAAAUGCCCAUAAGCCUCUACUGAUCUGUAGCUGUGAAUGGAUGUCUGCUAUGUUUGGAGGGUCGUUUGUUGAAAGUUCAAACAGUGAGGUUUUUCUUCUUACCAUAAACAAGACUUCUAUGCAGGCUGUCCUGGAUUAUCUGUAUACCAAGCAGUUAUCAUCAAGUCAGGAGUUGGACACACUUGAAUUAAUUGCAUUGGCAAACAGAUUUUGCCUUCCUCACUUGGUUGCACUUGCAGAACAGCAUGCUGUGCAGGAGCUGACAAAAGCAUCAAUGAAUGGCAUUGCAAUAGAUGGCGAUGUACUCUCCUAUUUGGAAUUUGCACAGUUCCACAAUGCUAAUCAGCUGGCUGCGUGGUGCUUAUACUACAUCUGCACCAAUUACAACAGUGUUUGCUCCAAAUUCCGUAAAGAAAUAAAAGCUAAAUCCGCAGAUAAUCAGGAAUAUUUUGAGAGACACCGCUGGCCACCUGUGUGGUACCUAAAAGAAGAGGAUCACUACCAGCGAGUUAAAAAGGAAAGAGAACAGGAAGAUACUGCACAGAAUAAACAUCAUUCAAAACGGAAGUGGUGCUUCCGGAAUUCCUCUGCUGUAGUUGCCUGAACAAAGAAAAUACAUGGAAACACUUAAAGUGUAAUUAUAUAAUUAUAACACUGCUCUAAUAUUAGUCUUAUUGUUAGAAAUAAGAUGUAGCUCAGGUUUCAGGCACUGACUUCAUUCCACGUGUGUGCAUUUAUUAUUGUUAGGAUCAAAAGCAUAAGCUUACCUAAAGUGAGCCUGGAAUAGCUCCUUAAAGUCAUAUGUAUAUUUUUGGUUAAUAAGCAAAAUAAGCCUCUACCAUUAUUACAUUUCUUUUUAUACAAAAGCAAAUCCAGCAUUCAUGUUUCAAACUCCAAAUUGGGAAAUAUUUUUAUACUGUCUUGUGUAUUUUGUUUAAAUAAAAAUUCUGGAUAUUACUUUAUUUUACAGACCACAAAAUAACCAUAUAAUGCUUUAUACUUAGAUUUUAACUGUUUUUCCUUUUUGAUUAGAUAGAAUCCAAAUAGACAAUCCUCAGUCUUUACUGACUGUUUUUAAAGUAUCCAGUAAAAAUGUUCACCUUUGUUUGAAAACCAGUUUUUGUUCCUUAAGUACCAUACACUCAUAAUACAAUUAGAUGGUUAUUUCUUCUUUCUAAAGUAAAGGAGUGUUUAAUGUUUGUUCAGCUGAAUAAUAGGCAGUAUAAUUACCUGUUCAGCUGCAGGAACAUGUAUUUCUAAUAUUUGCCAUGUAAGUGCAAAUAAUUAUGGUUGUAUGGAGCAUGUGAAAUCUAGUGAUUCUAAGUAUUCAGAGGUUUAAAAUGUCUAGAUUCAAGAGGAUAAUUUUAAAAUCAUUAGAAGGGUGUAUUAUUUUAUAUCUUUAUCCAGGGUAAACGCAGUAUGGACAUGAAUACAAGGAGAAGUUCUGUAUAGUAUUUGCAUUACUGUAGUACAGUUGACUUUUUGGGUUUUUUUCUUUUUCAUUUGAGUGUCUGGGUCUGCAGUCAUUCCUCAUGCAGAAUUCCUUUUGGCUUCGUGGAGAGUUAUAUUAAUGAAAAGGCAGCAAAACCAGGGAGGUACUUUCUUCUGUUGUAGUAUCAGUAUUUUGUAAAUGAAGAAUGAUCUUUCCCAUACAAGUUAGUUUAGAUUUGGUUAAAAUUAUUUUGCAGCUCUUUGCAAGUGGAACUCAAAAUUAGAUUCUGUAUUUUAAAGUAGGUUGUGUGUUCCUGUUGCAGUAGUUAUUCCAGGAAAACACAAAGUUGAAGAUACAGUGAAUAAAAAAAACCCUGCAUUUUUGUUUCAUUGGUGAAAAAAAGCCUUCAGCAUGUUCAAAUAUCCUUUUUGUUUAUGAUUGUCUAAAGACCAACUGUUGCUUUGUACUUGUAGUAUUACACUAGAAAAUACAAGGAUGCGAGAGCUUUUUAAAUGACCAAACUGAAAUUCUUAUAAAUUAAAUUAUAGAACAUACAUUCCCAGUCCUAUAUAGUGUCUCAGGCAUAGUUCUGUAACCGUGGUAGUAUUGUGUAUUGGAUUUGUUAUUGAUGUUUCCAGCAGGCAACUCAGCAUACUGAUGUGAAAAGCUGGGUUUUUUUCUUGUAUUCAAAGGCAAAGUAAGCUCAAACCCCAGUACCAUGGGUUAGGAAAGGCUUCAGACUGAAAGCCAUACACGCCUCUAAAUAUUCAGGUUCUAGACAGAGCUCAUUCCUGACAGAUGCUAUCCUAGAGUGCUAGAAGUUGCUUAGCAUCGGUAGAGAGAGAUGCUGCUGCAGAAACUAUUGUAAAGAAAACAAGUGACAGACUCCAUCACCUUUAAGAUUUAUCACUAUACAGUGAUAAAGAAUGGCUAUGAAGGAAGGUUGGAAGUCUACCCACAUCAAUUCUUGUGCAGUGGUUUUGUAAAUUGUUAGGGAAAGAAUGAAUGAGAGAAUAAAUAUCAAAACUAUGAUGGAAUUAAUAUCUGUUCAGACAUAAAAUGUUAACAUCGUCAUUUAAAUAAAUACUGCUACUAGGUUUUACACAACCAGAGCUACUUUAUGAUUGUAAUCUUGCCAAACUAUAAUGGAUAUAAAAAUGAACCUGGGGUAUAUGCAAUAAUAUCCACUUGUACUAGUUAUCAGCUACUAUAACCAAGUGGCUGGCUCAUUUGGUUAAUGCUGUCUAUGGCCUUUACUCUUGGUGUGGUUAUUUUGUGUUUUUUUAUUUUGCAAAAAAGUCAAUAAAAUUGUUUAGCUAUAAAA